AUGACGCGAAAGGGACGGAGAUCAGGAAAGACCGUGCCCAAGAAGUCGUCGCGGGGGAGCCGGCAACUACAACUACAAACGCCGCCCGCCGCCGUCGUCGCGGGGGAGCCGGCGGGCGGCCCUAGAGCCGCUGCCGCCACCGCGGCCGCCGCCAACCUCCUCUUCUCGCCGGUGGCCGUCUACGCGGCGCUAGCGCUGCUGGCGGUCGGCGCCCGCGGCGGCACGCUCCAGGAGCUCCUCGACGCGCUCGGCGGCGACUCCCGCGACGACCUCGCCGCGUUCGCCCGCCGCGCCGCGGAGCUCGCGCUCGCGGUCGGGCGCGGCAUCUACUUCAAGGGCAGAUGGGAGGCGCCAUUCGCCAAGGCGCACACGGUGGUGGACAAGUUCCACCGCCUGGACGGCAGCACAGCCGACGUGCCCUUCAUGUGCUCAAUGCGGAGCCAGUACAUCGCCAUCCGCAACGGGUACAAGGUGCUCAAGCUUCCUUACAGAUCGCCGGCACCGGCACCAGCACCGGCGCCAGCACCACGACGUAAGGGAUCAACACCAUCAGAGAGCAAGCCCGGCGACGGCGAUGACGACCCCGCCCCGAAAUACUCCAUGUGCGUCUUCCUGCCGGACGAGCGGGACGGGCUCCCAGGUCUCGUCGAGAAGGACGCUGACACUGCUGGCACGCCGCUGUACGUUGCGGACGUCUGCCAUAAGGCAGUGAUCGAGGUGAACGAGGGAGGCACCGUUGCCAAUGGUGCCACUGCUAUCUACAUGCUCUGUGGAGCAAGUGCGGUGAUGGAUCAGCCGGUGAAGGUGGAUUUCGUUGCUGACCACCCGUUUGUGUUCUUUGUGAUCGAGGAGGUGUCUCGUGCUAUCGUCUUUGUUGGCCGCGUCCUUGACCCUUCAAUUUCAGGGUGA
Molecule: messenger RNA, 909 nt
Organism: Miscanthus lutarioriparius
Lineage: Eukaryota; Viridiplantae; Streptophyta; Magnoliopsida; Poales; Poaceae
Source: the annotation of a GenBank genome assembly